AUGUGUCACAAAAACUCCGAGAGGAAGCGCACAUCUAAGGAGUGCAUGGUGAAUCAAGAGAAGCUUUUGACACUCACAGACAAAGCCACAACAGAUUGCGACACCCGUGUUGAGUACCGGGUGCUAAGGAAGAUGAUAAACACUGACGGCUCAAUAUUUGAAAACAGGCCUUCGACAUCUUGUCCUGCCGGCCCUAGAGGGAUUGAUUUAGGCAAAUGGAUCGGAAGGGAACCUGUAACUACAAAACGUCAUUUGCUGGUAAAGGCAAGACUAUCAAAUAGUGUUAACGUUUUCGUUUCCCCCUCAAUUUUGAUUCCUGCUUCGACUUUGAUCUUCGCGUUGCUAGAGGGCUCGGCCGUCUGUGGCGUAGUGCUCCUAGACUUCAUAAUGAAAGUUGUAGUCACGCAUGGGUCUCACGCAUGGCUCACGGAUGGUUCUCAUCAAUCAAUCCAGUUCCUCAUGCCCCUCUGGCAGGAGAAGAACGAGCGGCCACUCGGCUGUGAGCUGAACUCCAACGCUGACGUAUCUCAUUCUGAGACUGCAGAUUCUUCGUUGCGGAAUGGAAACCUGCAGCGGCCCGCACUCGGAUCCCAACAAGGAAAGCUCAGGAGUCCACAAUCUAGGGAGAGACAUAGGCUUAGAGGCCUUACCGCUUUUUCUUUCAAAAAUAUUACAGGUUUAUGCAUGCCUCAGCGUGUUUUUCGAGGCUUCUACUCUUUCCCACGGCAAUUCAGAUCUCAUCAUUCACGAUUCCGAGUAAAGACAAGCAUUUUGCCGAUAUACACAACUGGCCAUCCUUUGAAUAGAAUCAACCUUGGUAUCGAACGAAGUCAGUCGGUGAUGAAGAGAGAUAUGCAUAUUUGCUUCCAGGUUUUCACGAAAGACACGGAAAAACAGCUCGGUAGGAAUCUGGAAGAGGAGGGAAGUGACGGAGGAAAGAGAAGGAAGCGAUUAGAAAGCCAAAGAAGAAUUUGCGAGCGACUUCCAGCGCAGAAGGUGCGACCCACCGCACUGAAAAUACCUCCCGAGAUCUACUGCACUCGCGUCAUGGAUGCCCUAGCCUUAGAUAAACAAGGCUUCGGCAUAGCUAGCCCUUCGGAAGCGUAA
Messenger RNA from Lindgomyces ingoldianus, 1107 nucleotides. RefSeq lists its product as uncharacterized. Lineage: Eukaryota; Fungi; Ascomycota; Dothideomycetes; Pleosporales; Lindgomycetaceae. The coding region runs from base 1 to 1107 and encodes 368 amino acids. The transcript has 10 exons. The record is from RefSeq and is a predicted model, not a curated record.